Molecule: messenger RNA, 936 nt
Organism: Suncus etruscus (white-toothed pygmy shrew)
Lineage: Eukaryota; Metazoa; Chordata; Mammalia; Eulipotyphla; Soricidae
Product: olfactory receptor 14C36-like
Exons: 1
Coding region: 1-936 (311 amino acids)
Biological process (GO): G protein-coupled receptor signaling pathway
Cellular component (GO): membrane
Molecular function (GO): G protein-coupled receptor activity; odorant binding; olfactory receptor activity
Source: RefSeq, a predicted model, not a curated record
AUGACCAAUUCCACCAUGGUGACUGAAUUUCUUCUUGAAGGCUUUGGUAAUGUGUGGGAGCUAAGAUUGCUGAAUUCCAUGAUAUUUCUGCUUCUAUAUUUGUUAACUCUUCUUGGAAAUUUUCUCAUUGUCACAGCCACCACAUUUGAUCAGACCCUUCACACUCCUAUGUACUUCUUUCUCAGAAAUCUUUCUGUGCUAGACAUAUGCUACAUUUCUGUCACUAUACCCAAUGCCUGUGUGGCCUCACUGACCAACAAUAGGACAAUUUCAAUAGCUGGCUGUGCAACUCAAGUAUUCUUAGUAAUUUACUUUGCAAUUGUAGAGAUAAUGUUUCUCACAAUCAUGGCCUGUGAUCGCUAUGUAGCCAUCUGUCAACCACUCAACUACCCAGUCAUUAUGAAUUACCAAUUUUGUGUCAAGAUGACACUGACUUCCCUGAUCAGUGGCCUAAUUUAUUCAGGGGUGCACACAGGCAACACGUUCCGUUUGCCCUUCUGUCAGUCUAAUGUCAUUCAUCAGUUUUUCUGUGACAUACCUUCUUUGCUAAGACUCUCCUGCUCUGAUACAUUUAGUAAUGAAAUACUGAUUCUUGUAUCUGCAAUUGUGGUUUGUGGUGGCUGCUUUAUCUUUGUUGCCAUUUCAUAUAUUUGUAUAUUUUCUACCAUGCUCAAGUUUCCAACUGGAGAACGAAGAAAGGCCCUUUCCACCUGUGUCCCUCACAUCGUUGUGGUUUCUGUCUUUCUAAUUUCAAUAGCUUAUGUAUAUCUAAAACCUUCAGUGAUCUCUGAAACAAUUCAGAACAUUGUUCCUUCUGUACUUUAUACCAUUGUUCCUCCACUGUUGAAUCCCAUCAUUUAUAGUCUUAGAAACAGACAGGUAAAGGAAGCAGUGAAGAAAAUUGUGUUUAGAAAGAUAUAUUCAAGAAAAUUAUGA